Trichosporon asahii var. asahii CBS 2479 is the source of this 2616-nucleotide messenger RNA. RefSeq names its product dimethylaniline monooxygenase, putative. Lineage: Eukaryota; Fungi; Basidiomycota; Tremellomycetes; Trichosporonales; Trichosporonaceae. The transcript has 7 exons. Gene Ontology annotation, molecular function: N,N-dimethylaniline monooxygenase activity; flavin adenine dinucleotide binding; NADP binding. Bases 1 to 2616 code for a protein of 871 amino acids. The record is from RefSeq and is a predicted model, not a curated record.
AUGACCCGUGACGAGACCCAGAGCGAGGCCCGCUCCGCCCUCGAAGGACCCGAUGGCGACCCCGAAGCGAUCGGGUACGAAAUCCCCUCCUUCCCGCUCGGCACGCGCCGCAAAGUCCGCGUGAUCACGAUCGGAGGCGGCGCCAGCGCCAUCACGAUGGCGUACCAGAUCAAGAAACACGCCGAGAACGUCGACAUGGUUGCGUAUGAGAAGUCCCCCGAGCUCGGCGGGACGUGGUUUGACAACAGGUACCCCGGGUGCGCAUGCGACGUUCCCUCUCACGCGUACCAGUUCAGCUACCAGCCGUACUCGGGCUGGUCGCGGUUCUACUCUGGCUCGCCCGAGAUUUGCGCCUACAUGAACUCGAUCGUGGACGAUCACGGGCUCCGCGACAUGUUCAAGGUCAGCCACGAGGUCGUCGGCGCACACUGGGACGACAAGGCGCAGGAGUGGGUCGUCAAAGUCAAAGGACCCAACGGCGAGUUUGAGGACAGGGCCGAGUUCCUCGUCAACGGGAGCGGUAUUCUCAACAACUGGAAAUGGCCCGACAUCGACGGCAUCGAGUCCUUCAAGGGCAAGCUGAUGCACACGGCGCAGUGGGAUGACAGCUACGACUUUGCGGGGAAGAAGAUCGCCGUGAUCGGCGUCGGUUCCUCUGCGGUGCAGGUCAUUCCCCAGCUGCAGAAGCGUGUCGAGCACAUGACGUGCUUCAUCCGUUCCGGAGCUUGGAUCACGGACGGCGGCGCCGCGGCCAAAUAUGCCGGUCCGAACGGCGCCAACAAGGAUUACACGGACGCGGAGAAGGCACUGUGGGCGGCCGACCCGGAGGAGUUCCUCAAGUACCGCAAGGAGGUCGAACAGGAGGUCAACGCCCGCUACAGGAUGUACCUGAAGGAGGAGGAGCUGCAGAAGCAAGUGCGCGCGUUUGCCGAGCAGCGCAUGACCGAGCGUCUGGCGAAGAAGCCCGAGCUCGCUGCCCUCCUCACGCCAAAGUUUGCCCUGGGGUGCCGCCGUCUCACGCCUGGGAACGGCUUCCUCGAGUCUCUGUGCGAGGACAAUGUGACCGUCGUCUCGAACCCGAUUGCACGGAUCACGGAGAAGGGUCUCGAGACCCGCGACGGCACGCACGUCGACGUGGACGCCAUCGUGUGCGCGACCGGCUUUGACGUCUCCCUCCUGCCCCGCUUCCCCUUCUUUGGGCGCGAGGGUGCCGACCUCCGCAAGCGCUGGAGCGAGGGCUUCGUCGAGGGCUACAUGUCGCUCAUGGUGCCCGACUUCCCGAACUACUUCACGUUCCUCGGGCCCUCGGCGCCCGUCGCGCACGGCUCGCUCACGCAGACAAUCGAGCGCUGCAGUAUCUGGAUGCUGAAGGCGAUCUCCAAGAUGCAGGCCGAGGGCGUGGCGAGCAUCGCCCCCAAGGCAGACAUUACGCGCAAGUUCAACAUCCACCGCAACGCGCUCAUGCCCACUACGUUGUGGAGCAGCUCCUGCUCGUCCUGGUACAAGAACGGAAAGGCGAAUGGGCCCGUCAUGGCCAUCCAUCCCGGAAGUAAGCUGCACUUCUUCGAGAUGAUCCGCGAGCCGCGCUUUGAGGACAUGGAGAUCGAGUAUAUCGGCGACAACCCUUUCGCGUAUCUCGGUAACGGGUUCUCGCUCGUCGAGCUCGAGGACGACUGCGACCACUCGUGGUACGUGUCCAAGCCGUGGGACGGGGCGCUCCCGUACGACAGGCCGAAGAAGCCGGUCGAGGACGCCGAUAAGCAGGCCCAAAAGGCAGUUGUAGUAGUUACGAAUCGAUCUUGGGGCUCGAGGGGUCGAUGGCCGUGCAGCUCUCGCGGCCUCGCAGUCGUCAGAGCCGCCGGUGUCGCCGAGGCUAAUACGCCCGCCGCUGAACACGUUUGUGUCGUCGUCAACGCUAGGCUCGAUCCCCGUCACGCCGUGCCAGAUCCAUCCCGAAUGGACAAGCGGCGACUUCAAGUUGGUCUCGAACGAUCACUGGGUAUUCAUGGUGCCGAUGUAUCUGCUUCAGACAUGGUCGUGAAAACCGGCACGGGCAAGAUGGAGGUGCAGCUCGACGACAGCAGUGUGACGCUGCACUACUUUCUCUGGUUCAUAACGCGGGUGGAGCUGUUCGACGUGCCCGACGCCGAGACGCUGCUCGACCUCGGCCUCUUCAUGAACAAGUACAACUGUCCCCUCGCGUACAAGCUGUACAUUGACAAGGUGCGCGCCGUCAUCGACAACUGCGAGCUGGCACCGUACCAGCUGUUCCAGCUCGGCGCUGGGCUGCGCAAUGCCAGCUUCUGCUGCCGUGCCAUACAACAGUCCGGUCCCGGGGGCAAGUGCCCGAAACCCCGCCCCGAUCACCUCUAUCACGAGUGCACAGUCAGCCCUCACUGCUUCCCGAAGAAGGCGGGCAUGGGACUGCCCAAGGCAUACCUCUGGGCGCUGGCGCUCGCGGACGUGCCGGAGAUCACGGUAGAUUGGGAUCCGGAUGUCGAUGACGAGGACGAUGCAAGACCAAUGACGAAGAGGUCGUACCGGAGAACACUGCUUCAGAUGGCAGGGUGGAACUUUCUCAAGGCGCUGAAGGAGACGGACGCCAUCGACGAGUAG